AUGCGAGUAAGCGAGCUAUUCUGGCCUGUAAUUGAAAACAUUCCCAAAAUGUUCUCAUUUUCGCAGGUACCAGAUCUGUCCGUGCCGGAUGAGUUUUAUUUAGACUUAGAAGAAAUAGUCCGCGAGAUAGCCAGAUUCAGAAGAAUGAACAAGUUCACGCAGGUAGAGUAUGCGCAGUAUAAACUGCUCAUGAGAGUGCUUACAAAUGAGGAAGUGCGCGGGAGGUAUGCAUUCUUUAGGGACAGAUUCUCGUAUCAGGUAUUACAGCCGGUGUUUAAAAUGUUUAUGAAAAUGAAAAAUAAUGUGAUUGCCGACAGUUAUUAUAGAUCAUAUGAAAUGGCAUACUUUUUAAAUCUUUACUAUAAAGAGAGAUUUUAUAAUAACCGCCGACCAAUUGAGCUGUGUGACAUAGACUUUUUAAUAGAGAAAAAUGGGGAUAAGAAAGAUGGACUGUCCUCAGAAGAUCGAGCAAAUGAAAAUUAUGAGAAAAGAGUUAUAGAUAGAAAAUUUGUGUUAAUUAUGCAUGCGCUAAUUAAUAGAUUUAUGAGAGAAAUAUCCGCCUCAAAAAAAGUUGAGGUGUACACUGUAAAUAUACUACAAAUCUUCCUGCAGAAAGAAGAGUCUCUGGGAUAUUUUAAAGACUUCUCUGCAGAAAUUCUUAUUAUAGGAUUUACUUACGUAUCACUAAAGGUCUACAGAAGAAACAUGACUGUGCGAAAAAUACAUGAAAUAUACCGGGCACUUGGCUUUGUGCGCCCUUUUUAUAUUGAGGAAAGCAGAAAAAUACGGAUUAGCAUAGAGGAAAUAAUUAAGAAUCUAAUUGUCAGAACAUAUAAUAUACUGCUGCCUAGUAUACUUAAGAAUCUUACAAUCAAAACAACAAGUACCCCAAAGAGCGAAAGGCAAUCAGAUGACUCUCCUUCUAUAAAGUACGUCCUAUCCCCACUGCCUGGUCGAAUGAGUCAAAUAAUCCCUGUUGCACCUACAUCUAAGAAAGUGUUAUUUCGGGAAAAGGAGGCUGAAGAAAUACUGUAA
Molecule: messenger RNA, 1035 nt
Organism: Nematocida parisii ERTm1
Lineage: Eukaryota; Fungi; Microsporidia
Exons: 1
Coding region: 1-1035 (344 amino acids)
Source: RefSeq, a predicted model, not a curated record